GCAGUUCCCGGGUCCCUCGGCCACCGAAGCCACCCUGCCCUGGUGAAAGGGCUCCCGCACCGCCCGGUGCUCCCCAUCUGCCUGGCGUUGUGCGCAGAGCUGGAAAGCAUGGCUGUUAUAAAUGAAUUCUGAUUUUGGGGAGCAGAUGCCAACUUAGAGCCUCGUACCAAUCUCUCUGUCUUUAAAAGAUGAGGUGACUUGGUGAUUUUCCUGGAAAAUUAUAGAAGCACUGAGGUGGACACUGCGGGUUGUGAGGUUCAGGAGGGGUAAGUGGCUGGCACAAGGUCACAGAGCAGCGCUGCCAUUUGGCUACUUUCCAAUUCAGCAUAGCUGCCCUCUCUGCUGGUGGUAUUCACAGCAUGCAAGAUAAAAUACUCACCAAGGAACAAGUGGCUAACUCCUCACAGAGCUCUCACGGUUUCCUCUUUCCUGACAAAAAGGGAAGCUGGAGGACUGCAGUUUUGCAUCCUAUCCUGCCCUGAGCCUCACUUUGGGCUGUCAGCCAGCCUUGUCUCCAGCCUGCUCACCACUCACUGAUGCUUUUUGCGCCUCUUAGUCAUAACUGCUCAAACAAGGCUCACUCUGAUGAAGAGAAGGGGGUGUAGAAGAGGAAUUAUCAAGGUGUCAUUCUGGUAUUUCAUCUUGGGAAACCAGAAACCUACCAAACAGCAAGGGUUUGCAUACUGGAAGACUCCUCAGCCUGCCCCAGAAGGUCAGCAUUCCUUCCCUCUCAACUAGUUCUGUACAGCUGGAGGAAACAUAAGGUGUUAGAAAGUUUCAGCUAUGGUUUUGGGUUUAGCUUUUAGGAUUUUAGGAGAUUCUAGGCCUUUUGAAAGAAAAAUGAGAUAGUAAGAUCGAAUGGCUGCCUUUGACAUAUUUGAUUUAAUCACAACAAAGGAAAUUGCCUGGCGUUAAGGAACCUGUUAUUUAUCCCUCAGAGGCUCUCCAGCAGAGAACCCAGGCCCUUCACCAUACUGGUGCAUGGUUCCUGCCACUUGUGCAGUCCAUUCCGAAGUUUCUUACAGAUGAGAAUAUUAAUGAAACUUUAUCAUCUUGGUGAGAAAAGCAUUCUAAUAGCUUUAUUCUGACAUACGGAGGUAUGGAGAGCUUGAAGGAGUCAGAGAGGUGCCCAGCUAAGACCUGAAUGCCAUCACCCUCCCCAGGGCUCUGCAGUUUUCUCGUGGUGAACCCUUGAUGGAUUUGUUGUUGCUUGAGAAAUGGCGAUGAUCGAAUUGGGGUUUGGAAGACAGAAUUUUCAUCCAUUAAAGAGGAAGAGUUCAUUGCUGUUGAAACUCAUAGCUGUUGUCUUUGCUGUGCUUCUAUUUUGUGAAUUUUUAAUCUAUUACUUAGCGAUCUUUCAGUGUAAUUGGCCUGAAGUGAAAACCACAGCCUCUGAUGGUGAACAGACCACACGUGAGCCUGUGCUCAAAGCCAUGUUUUUGGCUGACACCCAUUUGCUUGGGGAAUUCCUAGGCCACUGGCUGGACAAAUUACGAAGGGAAUGGCAGAUGGAGAGAGCGUUCCAGACAGCUCUGUGGUUGCUGCAGCCGGAAGUCGUCUUCAUCCUGGGGGAUAUCUUUGAUGAAGGGAAGUGGAGCACCCCUGAGGCCUGGGCGGAUGAUGUGGAGCGGUUUCAGAAAAUGUUCAGACACCCAAGUCAUGUACAGCUGAAGGUAGUUGCUGGAAACCAUGACAUUGGCUUCCAUUAUGAGAUGAACACAUACAAAGUAGAACGCUUUGAGAAAGUGUUCAGCUCUGAAAGACUGUUUUCUUGGAAAGGCAUUAACUUUGUGAUGGUCAACAGCGUGGCGCUGAACGGGGAUGGCUGUGGCAUCUGCUCUGAAACAGAAGCAGAGCUCAUUGAAGUUUCUCACAGACUGAACUGCUCCCGAGAGCAGGCACGUGGCUCCAGCCGGUGUGGACCUGGGCCUCUGCUGCCCACGUCUGCCCCUGUCCUCCUGCAGCAUUAUCCUCUGUAUCGGAGAAGUGAUGCUAACUGUUCUGGGGAAGACGCUGCUCCUGCAGAGGAAAGGGACAUCCCAUUUAAGGAGAACUAUGACGUGCUUUCACGGGAGGCAUCACAAAAGCUGCUGUGGUGGCUCCAGCCGCGCCUGGUUCUCAGUGGCCACACGCACAGCGCCUGCGAGGUGCACCACGGGGGCCGAGUCCCCGAGCUCAGCGUCCCAUCUUUCAGUUGGAGGAACAGAAACAACCCCAGUUUCAUCAUGGGUAGCAUCACGCCCACAGACUACACCCUCUCCAAGUGCUACCUCCCACGUGAGGAUGUGGUUUUGAUCAUCUACUGUGGAGUGGUGGGCUUCCUUGUGGUCCUCACACUCACUCACUUUGGGCUUCUAGCCUCACCUUUUCUUUCUGGUUUGAACUUGCUCGGAAAGCGUAAGACAAGAUGAAGAGCAGGCGCCAUUAUAAAUAUCAAAGCCCAAGAAAUGGAACUUUGGGCAGAGAUCAUGUUAGAAUCAAGUGGAUGAUGAGACCAAUUACAGGCCGUCUCUCUGCACAGCACAGAAAUUCUCAAUCACUGAAAUGAGUAACUGCAAAAUAAAUAGUUGAUUGUACUGUUCUCAUGCUAUAAAAGUGGACAGGUACUCUACAACAAAUCUGUUUUCUCAUUUUUAUCAAAUAUAUGUAUCAUCAAAGGUUGCAUCUGUACAGUAUGUAAAUGCUAUUAAUGUCGUCACUCACAUGCACGACAGUCCUUGUUCCCCCAGGAAGGGCCUGGUGGCCCCAGCACACACUUGGGAUUAUGUGUAUACAUAAAUAAAUAUUGGGCUGUUUCCCUCUUCCUGUGAAGUGGUUCUCAAAUUCCUAUGUACUGUAAAGCUGUACCCUUAAAAGUACAGAUGUGGCCGGGCACAGUGGCUCACACCUGUAAUCCCAGCACUUUGGGAGGCUGAGGCGGGUGGAUCACUUGAGGUCAGGAGUUCAAGACCAGCCUGGCCAACAUGGUGAAACCUCGUCUCCGCUAGAAAUACAAAAAUUAGCCAAGCAUGGUAGCAAGUGCCUAUAAUACCAGCUGAGGCUGAGGCAGGAGAAUCCCUUGAGCCCGGGAGGCGGAGGUUGCAGUGAGCCAAGAUCAUGCCACUGCACUCCAGCCUGGGCAACAGAGUGAGACUCCGUCUCAAAAAAUAUAUUUAAAAAAAAAAAAGUACAGAUGUGAUGUGCAGAACAUAUUGUUUUCGUAGAUUUUUAUACUUGAUCAAUUAAUGGAAUCAGAUUUUUAGAUAAGUGUAAUUUUCUCUAUAGGAGACCACGUUGCUACAUCUGUUAAUGCCUGUCAGUGAUCAAAAGAAACUUAAAAAGUGGAAUGGGAUAUGGCUUUUGGUACCUGAAAAUAAAUGCUUUAAUAAUUGUAAGCCAGAUAAAAGUUAUUCUUUUUGUUUUUUUUCUUAACAGUCUGGCUGUUGUUUGAAUUAAACUCUUAAACAGGAUGUUUAGUUAGAGGGUAAUUGUUGAGUAAUGAUGCAUACAACAGCAUACUUCCCUUUCUUGCUGGGGGUGCAGCUUUUCAGUUUUCUUGUUUUACUUUGACAGUGCAAGGGGAACUGAAAAUAAUUUCCAUUGUAUUAUUUAUCUUAGUUCAGCUGAGGGCUUUAUGAGACAGUGGAUGGGGAGGCAGUAAGACGGUGAUGAGAUAAAAUGUGUGUGUUGCACUGACUGUCUAUAAAGUUAUCCUUUCUUCAUGAAAAAGUAGCAUUUAAAUCUGGAUGAGUUUAUAAAGGAUUACAAAAUGCUGAUUUAUAGAGUAAACUUUAAAAUAUUAAAGACUAAAGACUAAAAGAAGAGUAAUAAUGAAGUAAUGUAGGCUGUCACUUCUCUAGAUUUGUAUUGUUGAAAAUUUAACUUUGGACAUCUUUAUAGAUUAUUAUUUUAGACCUACAAAAACUACCCUCAACUCUGUGGCUACAGCUAGAAUAUGAAGCAUCAUUGCUACACCAGUUCUUACUUUCUAGAUAUUGUUGGUGUGUCAUAAUGUUUGAGGCUGUAUUUGUAAGUCUUGCAAGUGUGAGAAAGAGCCGUAUCUUUUGACUUUAUACUUCAGAUUAAGGUUUUGUAAUGUUUCUUCUUCAAAAGGCAAGUGAAGCUGUCAUCCUCAUUCUCCUAGGCCAGACACAAACAUUGACACGUCAAGGUUUUUUUUUUUUUUUUUUUUGGCCUGAGUCUCACUUUGAUGUCCAGGCUGGAGUGCGAUGGCACGACCUCGGCUCACUGCAAU
Messenger RNA from Homo sapiens (human), 4234 nucleotides. RefSeq names its product metallophosphoesterase 1 (gene MPPE1). Gene Ontology annotation, molecular function: phosphoric diester hydrolase activity; hydrolase activity. Bases 1218 to 2411 code for a protein of 397 amino acids. Lineage: Eukaryota; Metazoa; Chordata; Mammalia; Primates; Hominidae. Gene Ontology annotation, biological process: endoplasmic reticulum to Golgi vesicle-mediated transport; GPI anchor biosynthetic process; GPI anchored protein biosynthesis. The record is from RefSeq and is a predicted model, not a curated record. Gene Ontology annotation, cellular component: endomembrane system; endoplasmic reticulum-Golgi intermediate compartment; endoplasmic reticulum-Golgi intermediate compartment membrane. The transcript has 14 exons.